AUGGCUUAUGCCAUGUUAGCUGGUUUGCCACCUCAGUACGGUUUGUAUUGCUGUUUAGUCCCUUUAUUCACUUACGGUGUCUUGGGUACAUGCGGCCAAGUGACAAUCGGUCCGUGUGCCAUCGUUAGUAUGAUGUGUGGAAGUGCUCUUAGUUUCCUGGAUCCUGAAAAGGAUCUCAAUGAAUACGUUCUUACCAUGAUGACCACUUCCGCCAUUAGCGGUAUCUUUUUACUGACUUUGGGCGUUUUCCGUCUCGGCUUCGUGACAAACAUCCUCUCCGAAACCGUCAUCACCGCCUUCACGACUGGCUCCGCGUUCAACAUUGCCGCGAGCCAGCUCAAGAAUUUCUGGGGCGUUUCAACCAACAAAGACUCCCUUCUCGCUAUCUUCUUCGACAUCUUCAACGCCAAAGCGAUCGCCGCGUACAAUUGGUACGCGUUUUUGGUGGGCAUUGGCUCCAUGCUUCUCCUCUACGCCCUCAAACAGCUCAACUCCCGCGUGUUUCCGCGCGUCCCUCUCCCGAUGGAGUUGUUUCUCAUCAUCGUGAACGUGCUGCUGAUGUGGCUCUUCGACCUGCACGACCGGUGGGGUCUGCACUACAUGGGCGAAUACGAGCUGCACGCCGGCUUCGCGCCGCUGACGAUUCCGAACUGGCAUCAUCUCGCGCGCGUGAUUCCGCAGGGCGUUCUGAUCGGGACCAUCGCGUUCGUGAUCACCAUCUCGAUGGGCAAGACGUUCUCGCGCGAGAAAGGCUACCAGGUCGACGAGAACCAGGAGCUCGUCGCGCUGGGGAGCUGCUCGCUGCUCGGCAGCUUCUUCUCCGCGUAUCCGUCCACCGGCUCGCUGAGUCGGUCGUCGCUGAUCAACAACAUCGGCGCGCAGACGCCCGUGAACGCGAUCAUUUCCGCCUCGGUGGUGCUGUUCACGCUCUACUUCCUCGUCGACUUCAUCCGCUACAUCCCCAACGCCUGUCUCGCCGCCAUCGUCAUCGUCAAUCUCUUCUCUCUCUUCUCUCACGUUCUUUUGUUUCUCUCUCCUCUCACGCUCAGCUUCGCGACAUGA
This is a messenger RNA of Blastocystis hominis, 1062 nucleotides long. RefSeq lists its product as hypothetical. Gene Ontology annotation, cellular component: membrane. NCBI's taxonomy places the organism in Eukaryota, Bigyra, Opalinata, Blastocystidae. The transcript is spliced from 4 exons. Gene Ontology annotation, molecular function: sulfate transmembrane transporter activity. Gene Ontology annotation, biological process: transmembrane transport. The record is from RefSeq and is a predicted model, not a curated record. The coding region runs from base 1 to 1062 and encodes 353 amino acids.